AUGGUCCUCGACAACGACCCGAUAGGAACGAGUAGAAGAGGUGCGCAGCUGGCAAGAUGGCUCGACCAAGUAGAAGCCGACUUGCGGAUCCUACACAGACUGCAUGGCUGGCGACAAACAGCUAUGGGCCGAGGUCAGGUACAGCCACAAAUCACACAAGCAAUUCGUCUUCCGGAGAUUAGAGUCCCAGAAUUCGAUGGGAAUCCGGAAAAGUGGAUUGAGUUCCGAGAUCUUUUCAAGUCGCUUGUUCACGCCAAUGGGCAUCUAACUUCCGUUCAAAAAAUGCAUUAUUUGAAGGCUGCAUUGAAAGGUGAAGCACAUCAAAUAAUUUCGUCAAUUCUCGUAUCCACCGAAAAUUAUCAAAUUGCGUUGAAAGCUAUCGAAGAAAGCGAAUCUGCUUCAGGGCUAUCCGAAUUGCUCGAUCAAUUUGAUCGCCAUGUUAGUGUGCUGAACCAAUUGGACGGUCCAGAUCGUCACUGGAAUUCGGUCCUCGUGGAGAGUCUAAGUCGUCGUUUAGACUCAGUGACAUUAAGGGAAUGGGAAAAACAGUGCAAAGAUAAUGAGCGACCAACGUAUGAACAAUUAGUGAACUUCGUCAGAAAACAAGCUCGUAUGUUACUAUCGGUGAAACUAUCCCAAAAUGCAAGUGUAUUUAGCAAUGAUGAGAAGCGACCAACCAAAACGGGUUCGACAUUGGUCGCCACCGAACCUUCGAUUAGAUGCCCUCAGUGUGGUUAUCACAUGGCUAAAAAUUGUAACUCGGCUAAUUGUGGAGUGUGUGGAAAUCGGCAUCACACACUAUUACAUCUGCCGACAGCAGAUAGUUUGGAUCGUUCUCAAACUAACUCGAGAGUAUCGCACUCAUUUAUCGCUAAUGAACAAUCGGUAGAAAGUGAAGAACAAUUAUAUCCUAAUCAGUACAAUACGCAAUCGUAUAAUACAUCACCGUCGGGUUCGAAAUCUACGCAUAUGCCAGUGGUUCAUACCCUCGCGACUCUCUCGUCGACUACAUCUACCACAGUGAGUUCAUUAUCUGCACACUCUGAAGGAAAUAAGCCAGAGUCAACCUUAACACAGAUGUAUCCGUCGCGUAAUAUCGGGUGUGAAGUGUUUCUAGCAACAGCCUUGAUCAAGGUGAAAGAUUUGUUCGAUCGUAAUCACUUCGUGCGUAUCGUGUUGGACAGUUGUUCACAGUGUAAUUUCGUUUCGGAGUCCCUAGUUAUGAAACUUGGACUCAAGCGUAGUAAAACAAACGUGGAUGUGAUCGGUGUCGGCACGGGAAAAGUACAUAUCACGGAAACAGUUAUGCUUAAUAUAAAGUCUCGAGUAAGCAAAUUUGAAGCUGCAGUGUCAUGUCUGGUUAUCCCGAAAAUACCGGCGAUUUUGCCCAGUAAAAACAUCAACAUUUCGAAAUGGAAUAUACCGUCGAAUGUAGUGCUCGCUGAUCCUCGUUUUAACAUUAGUGCGGGAGUUGAUGUUCUCGUCGGCGCGGAAUUAUUCUUUUCGUUGCUAGAAUCUAGCCGAAUUUCGUUUGCUCAAGGUUAUCCUCUAUUACAGAGUACCGUAUUCGGAUUCGUGGUGUCGGGAAUGUAUUCAUCUGCUGCAAAUCAAUCGCCGAUUUGCAUUAUUAGUACCGCCAAUAGUCUAGAAACAAUGCUCCAAAGGUUUUGGGAAAUUGAAAAUUUCGACGUCGGUAGAGCGUUAACUUUAGACGAGCAACGGUGUGAAGAUCAUUUUAGAAGAACUGUGUCGCGGGAACCUGAUGGAAGAUACGUGGUUCGACUACCGCUACGCGAAGACCGGUUACCCUAUCUUGGAGACGCGUAUCAGCUGGCUCAGCGCCGGUUCCUAUCAACUGAACGGCGUUUCAGGACGGACUCGAACCUCCGUGACAGCUAUCAUCGAUUCAUGGAUGAGUACGCAAGAUUGGGGCACAUGCAGCGCACUACGCAUACAGUUACAUAUGGCACAACGUGUGCUCCUUUCCAAGCUACGCGAGUUUUGAUGCAAUUGGCAGAUGAUGAAGAGUCGCGGUUUCCGUUAGGUGCAAAAAUAAUUAGGAAAAACACUUAUGUUGACGAUACAUUGGCUGGUGGUGACAAUUUGAACGACGUUGUCAAUGCUGCAGCGCAGUUAAGGCUGCUAUUAGCCGCCGGCGGUUUCAGUCUUCGGAAAUGGUGUGCUAAUGACGCGAAGGUUUUACGGGAAAUACCCCCUGACCUAAUUGAGAUGCCGAGUGAGAUUAAAAUAGAUAGGUCGUCGUCAGUGAAAACUCUAGGGUUGCUCUGGAAUCCUCACAUCGAUCAAUUUGCUUUCAAAAUUCCAGAUUUAUCCAGCACAGAUACGAUCUCUAAACGCGUUGUUGUAUCGGAAAUGGCCCAAUUAUUCGACCCCAUGGGCCUAGUCGGAUCGGUAGUUGCAGCAGCUAAAAUCUUCGUACAGCGUUUAUGGAUAGGUCAGCAUACGUGGGAUGAACCACUCCCGGAUGAGUUGAAAGACUGGUGGCAAGAUUAUCGCGAACAACUGCCGCUACUGCACCAGUUGAGAGUGCCUCGACGUGUAAUCACUAAACUUAAUCGACUGAAUCGAUUCCAGGAGCUAAGACGAUCCGUCCAAGAUUUUUGGCGCCGGUGGUCCCGCGAUUACGUGAGUCAACUCCAUCAACGACCGAAAUGGCAAACCGAAACGCAGCUCCAUCCCAUCGAAGGCGUUUUGGUAUUGGUCAAACAAGAGAACCUCCCACCUCUACAGUGGAACUUAGGACGCAUUGUACAAACGUUUCCAGGGAGCGACGGUCACGUCAGAGUAGUCCUAGUUCGCACCGCAAAUGGACUGUUCAAACGCGCCGUCACCGAGGUAUGCAUCCUCCCAAUAGACGUCCCACAGAAGCCAGGAACAAUCGAGGACCAAGUGUUGACCGAACCAAAAUAG
This is a messenger RNA of Toxorhynchites rutilus septentrionalis, 2931 nucleotides long. RefSeq lists its product as uncharacterized. Bases 1 to 2931 code for a protein of 976 amino acids. NCBI's taxonomy places the organism in Eukaryota, Metazoa, Arthropoda, Insecta, Diptera, Culicidae. The record is from RefSeq and is a predicted model, not a curated record. The transcript is spliced from 6 exons.